AUGAUGGGGAGGAAGGCCCUGGACUACGAGGAGCUCAACGAGAACGUCAAGAAGGUGCAGUACGCCGUGCGCGGGGAGCUCUACCUCCGCGCCUCCGAGCUCCAGAAGGAGGGCAAGAGGAUCAUCUUCACCAACGUCGGCAACCCGCACGCCCUCGGCCAGAAGCCACUCACCUUCCCCCGCCAGGUGGUGGCGCUCUGCCAGGCUCCCUUCCUGCUCGAUGAUCCCAACGUCGGCCUCAUCUUCCCCGCCGAUGCCAUCGCGAGGGCCAAGCACUACCUCUCCCUCGCGCCCGGCGGUUUAGGUGCUUACAGUGACUCCCGAGGUAUCCCUGGGGUUAGGCAGGAAGUUGCCGAGUUCAUUCAGAGGCGUGAUGGGUAUCCAAGUGAUCCAGAGCUUAUUUACCUCACUGAUGGUGCCAGCAAAGGUGUGAUGCAAAUGCUCAACGCCAUUAUCAGAAACGAGAGGGACGGGAUUUUGGUCCCUGUUCCACAAUACCCGCUUUAUUCUGCUGCUAUUUCCCUCUUUGGUGGUUCUCUUGUCCCGUAUUAUUUGGAAGAAGAGGCUAACUGGGGACUUGAUCUUGUCAGUACCCGGCAAUCAGUUGCAGAAGCACGGUCAAAGGGAAUCACUGUUCGAGCAAUGGUGAUAAUAAACCCAGGAAACCCUACUGGUCAAUGCCUAAGUGAAGCAAAUAUUAGGGAACUUUUGAACUUCUGCUAUCAGGAAAACUUGGUUCUGCUUGCAGAUGAAGUUUAUCAACAGAAUGUUUAUCAAGAUGAGCGUCCGUUUAUAAGUGCAAGAAAGGUUAUGUUUGACAUGGGUCCUCCAGUAAGCAGGGAAGUUCAGCUGAUUUCUUUCCAUACUGUGUCCAAAGGAUAUUGGGGAGAGUGUGGACAACGUGGUGGGUACUUUGAAAUGACAAAUAUUCCUCCCAAGACUGUCGACGAGAUUUACAAGGUUGCAUCAAUCGCGCUGAGUCCAAAUGUUCCUGGGCAGAUCUUUAUGGGGCUUAUGGUGAACCCUCCUAAACCUGGAGACAUCUCGUACCUGAAGUACUCUGCUGAAAGUAAGUCUAUCCUUGAAUCUUUAAGGAGGAGGGCACAAAUAAUGACAGACGGUUUCAAUAGUUGCCGAAAUGUUGUCUGCAAUUUCACAGAAGGAGCUAUGUAUUCUUUCCCGCAAAUACGGCUGCCGCAAAGAGCUAUGGAUGUAGCAAAAAGCGCUGGCAAAGCGCCCGAUGUUUACUACUGCCUCAAGCUUCUGGAAGCCACUGGAAUUUCCACUGUUCCAGGCUCAGGUUUUGGUCAGAAAGAAGGAACCAAUCACCGUUUGUCCUUUUUGUGA
Molecule: messenger RNA, 1347 nt
Organism: Triticum turgidum subsp. durum (durum wheat)
Lineage: Eukaryota; Viridiplantae; Streptophyta; Magnoliopsida; Poales; Poaceae
Source: the annotation of a GenBank genome assembly